Molecule: messenger RNA, 3077 nt
Organism: Bombyx mori (domestic silkworm)
Lineage: Eukaryota; Metazoa; Arthropoda; Insecta; Lepidoptera; Bombycidae
Gene: Zip102B
Product: zinc transporter ZIP9
Exons: 6
Coding region: 252-1124 (290 amino acids)
Biological process (GO): zinc ion transport; transmembrane transport
Cellular component (GO): membrane
Molecular function (GO): metal ion transmembrane transporter activity
Source: RefSeq, a predicted model, not a curated record
AUUUCAUAGACUUACGACUUACAUAGUAAUCUAGGCAUCCUUACGAAGUUGCUGUGUUGUCAAAAUUGCUUCACAAUAUUGUGAUACAUUGUUAGAAUCCAUUUAAGUUGAAAUUAUCAAUUUUUCAAUAUGAGAACGUGUCAAACAUGAAUUGAAAACGUUUUACAACAAUUUGAGGAGACGACCCGCCGUGUAUACACGCGUCUCGAUUUUACAUUUUUCAUGAAAAUUGAAGCAGUAAUUUAGUCAACAUGGAUGGUACAUGGUUCCUUAUUCUGCUCGCGCUGGUGAUGUUAGUGGGAUCUUAUGUUGCUGGCAGUAUCCCAUUAAACGUGAGCAUGUCUGAGGAUAAACUGAAAAAGGUGACAAUAUUUGGCGCCGGAUUGCUCGUCGGAACAGCCUUAGCUGUAAUCAUACCAGAAGGAGUACGAGCGUUGUUUGAACAUCCUCACACCCCAGCUGUGACUAAGGACUACACUGCUGAACCAACUCAUGAAGACAGUCUAUAUUCUGUUAUAGGGAUAACGCUAGUUUUAGGUUUCGUCUUCAUGCUGCUAGUGGAUCAGAUGUCGUCCCGUUACAAUGAUUCCAGUAAUCCGAUUGAGAGAAACGUUACGGCCACCGUUGGCUUAGUGGUUCAUGCAGCCGCGGACGGUAUCGCUUUAGGGGCGGCCGCCACGACGUCGCACGCGGACGUCGAGGUCAUAGUCUUCCUGGCCAUAAUGCUCCACAAAGCCCCUGCGGCAUUCGGGCUUGUCACAUUUCUGAUGCACGCAGGCCUCGAGAGGAACAGGAUAAGGAGGCAUCUCCUCAUAUUCUCGUGCGCGGCUCCCCUACUAGCUCUCCUCACGUACUUCGGUAUCGGUAACGAGAGCAAACAGACCCUGAGCGAGGUCAACGCUACAGGUAUAGCGAUGCUGUUCUCGGCAGGUACGUUCCUGUACGUAGCUACCGUCCACGUCUUACCCGAACUAACCCACACUCAACACACGCACACGUUACUGCCCACCCAGGAGGGUAUGCCGACAAAAAGGGGCUUCGGUGGCCUUCAGAUAUUCGAAGUUAUCAUUCUCUCUGUGGGGGCGCUGCUGCCAGUCUUACUGGCCAUGGGUCAUGACGAUUAGCCUCCGACGUGGUGGAUAUCUUGGGAGGAACUGGACGAUUGAGCUCAACAUAAUCAGAACCAUAAAGUCGUUUGUGCGAAAUAAAAUAUGUGCUAAAAUCGCCUCUAAGCACACGAGUCCUUGUUUUAAAUUUAAGGAGUAUAAUUUUAGGGAUAAUCUAAACUAGCGCUCGCCCGAUGAUCGAAUUUCGACUUUAAGCACUAAAGAUUUAAGAUUCAUUUUAAACGUAAUAUUUUGGUUUUUCAAAAGCUUGUCUCUGUCAAACAAAAAAAAAUGCUACUUAAUGUUUUUGUAACUAGUAUGUAUAUUUUUUUGUAACUAUUCACUGGUAGCAUAAGGGGUUAUUUCAGCUACGCGCGGGUAGGUGAGCUAACGGGCUCAACUUGAGAGAGUUUGUUAACACUAGCCCUAGCAAGAGCAGUGCUUCACUGAAUCUACCAGCGGAUCGGAAACGCGACCCACUGAGAAGAUCCGGCGAGGAACUCAGUGGGUUUGCUUAUAGUAUACUAUUUGUCUCCUAUAUACUCCAAAACAUCUGGAUUCCGAUGAAAAUAUCUCAGGAAAUCUUGUAUUAGUCCGUCGGCAAAGUCAACCGUAAUUUGACUAAUACUAAUAAUCUGAAUAGAAACAAUGCGCAUUUCUGUGCGUUAAUUUUUUUUAGUUGGAAUCACAGAUAUCCAUGUAUGGCUCUGAUGUCGCGGUUAGCAGCGAACUUGGCAAUAAGAUGAUUUUUGUUAAAAAUUAUGAAGGCAGGAAAAUUGACGUGAAAAAGAUUGUUUUUUUUUUUAGAUAUGUUUUCAAUCGACUGUAUUUCAUAUGUGUAUAAAAAAUUACGGACGAAUUAUAGUUUUGAUUUAAUCAAGAUUGUUACUGUUAAAUUUGACAAAGCAAUCGGUGGGAUUACGUACAAAUUUUGCCCCAUUAAAUUGUGGAUUGUAUGCGAACAUUAUCGAUUUUUCGAGACUUUUUACAUACGAACCUUAUUUUACAAAAAGUAUUUACAAUCAAACCAUCAUAUAUGUAUUUCUUAUCUAUGUAUUUUGUAAUUUUUUUUAUUGCUUAGAUGGUUGAGCGAGCUCACAGCCCACCUGGUGUUAAGUGGUUACUGGAGCCCAUAGACAUCUACUACGUAAAUGCCGCCACCCACCUUGAGAUAUGAGUUCUAAGGUCUCAGUAUAGUUACAACGGCUGCCCCGCCCUUCAAACCGAAACGCAUUACUGCUUCACGGCAGAAAUAGGCGGGGUGGUGGUACCUAACCGUGCGGACUCACAGGAGGUCCUACCACCAGUAAAAAACUGGCGUUAUCACGUAGAACUAUCGUCCGUAAAUCGACUUUACAGACAACCAAUUGUAUUUUUUUUGUAUUUAUUAAACACCCUUUUUAAGCAUUUGCUGGACUUUUCAAGAAACAAUUGGUUAAUUUUCGUAAUUUUAAAAGGUUCCUAAAAGUCUUGUAUAUGUGAUUCGACUUUGCGAUAAAUAAAUAUAGAAACACGGCAGCGGUGGAUAUUGGACGUAUGGCUUUGAAAUAUUUUCUCUGACAUCACCAUAAUAUCCAAGAGGUGUGUGAACGAAACCAGUGUGCGUAGUGAGAGUUUUUUAAAGUCCUCGAUAGCGUAAAAGUUAACUAAAAUUUAUAUGGUGCUGGAACGUCUGCCUACGUUUGCCGCUAGGGGCGCUGUACCAACUGCAUACAAAUCAGAGUUAACUUUUACGCUAUCGAGAACGUUAAAAAACUCGGACUACCCACACAGAUCCCUCAAUCCAACCGGUCAAUAUGCUUUGUCGGUAAAUUAAAGUCGAUCAAUCAAUUGGCGUCACUCAGUGCCAACGAAAGUUCUGGACAAAAUAAGUGAAAGAAAAAGAAAGGUUUUUUUAUCAUUUUAUAUUUUGUAAUGCUUUUUUUUUGUAUAUUAUGAAUUUUAUUGUAAAUAAAGGAUAUAUUAAAGUGA